AGACAAUGGGGGCCCAUGGGUCAGUUUCCGGGAGCUUCUUUGUCGUGUCCGAUCGCGCGCCGCCGCCUGGCUGCCAAAAGUAUCCGUUCCCCUCUUCUCCCAUUGUGUCGUCUGCGCGCCGGCGCCGGCGCCGCCACCAUGCCAUCACGCUCCCGAGCGGCCAGGGGCCCGACGCUGCACCCGGUCUCGCUGGACGAUUUCUUCAGAGAUGGCGUCGAGAUUGACUUCGGCGAAGAGGACCAGGAGGAGGACCCCGAUGGUGACGGAGGAUCGUCGGAGGAGGGAGAGGACGACGGAGGAUCGGAGGAGGAAGGAGAGGACGAGAGUGAAGGAUCCAGCGACGACGAAGACGAUGAUGAUGAGGAAGAGGAGGAGGAACGGGAGAGGGAAGAGUUUGCUGGUGGAGAUUGCGGGCCAUCCGCCCAAGCUAGGGUUUCCUUGGUGACGGCUGCCGGUGGCUCGGCGGAGAGGGCCAACAUGCCCACCUGCCCCGUAUGUAUGGAGCCAUGGACUUCCCAAGGCCCGCAUCGCAUCAGCUGCAUCCCGUGUGGGCAUGUCUACGGGAGAUCUUGCUUAGAGAGGUGGUUAACCCAGCGUGGGAAUACAAGUGCCACGUGCCCUCAGUGUGGCAAAAGGUUUAAAAAUAAGGACAUCAUCAAUCUCUAUGCACCAGAGGUUGCCAUUCCAAAAAAUGAACUUGAAAAGGAAAUUUCAUGUUUAAGAGAGCGAAAUGAUUCCCUGGAGAAGAAGGUGUUGCACCAUGAUAAAUUGUUUGAGGAGAUGACCAAGAGGCAGAUUGAUAUGGAGCAGAGAAUAAUAGAUGCUGUUAGCUCAAAGAGACAGAAAGUGGCAGGCCACUUAGAUGGAGCUGCACGUCUGGAGCCAUCUAGCUCGACGACAGUAAAUUUUAGCUUACAGAAUGAAUUAUUUUUGGAUGGAGCUCGAGUCAUCAGCAUAGAUGCAUCUAACCAAAUCAUACUUGCUUCUGGGAGGGCAAGUGCUGUAGGUGCUGAAUAUGUUCUUACCAAGAUUAGCAUGUUUUCCACUCAUGAAGCAAAAAUCCGCCUUCCUCCCGAUACCAAAGCUGUUAGGGAUAUGUGUAUUCUGCCUGGAGGAUCUGCUAUUUUUACAUCACUAGGAAGGAGGCUAUCGCUCUUCAGCAUGACAACAGACAGUGUCGUUCUUCAGUGUGAUUUGCCGGUCCCUGGUUGGUCGUGUUCAGCAGAUGUAUCGAGUUCACAACAUAUUUAUGCUGGCUUGCAGAAUGGCAUGCUUUUGGUCUUUGAUAUCCGUCAAGCUGCAAGACCCUUGUAUUCCAUGAUGGGGUUAUCUGCACAACCGAUUCAUACACUCCACUCUGUCAUUGAUAAUAAUGGGUGCAGGAAGAUUCUUUCAGCUUCUGCUGUAGGUCCCUGCAUGUGGGAUCCUGAUGACAAUCAAAGCAGGCCGCAUUUGCUAACUGGGAUGGACAAUCAGCGUGUAUGCAUUUCCCUUGCAUGUGCCCCUCCAUCAAGCGAUCUUUUGGUGGCUUCCUUCCGGCCCAAAGUUGGCACAUCAGAAGAUGCCAACACAUCUCAAGUGUACCUAUCACAGACGCCAUCACGCCCUGUUGGUUCAGGCAAAUUAGGCCACCACUCCCUUAUCAGGAGGACAGGUAAUGCAUCCUUGGCUGAAGGCACAACAUGCUAUGGCAAUGUAAGCGAGGUGCGCAUGUCAAAAUCAGCAAUCAUACCUUAUGGAGACAAUCAACAUCUCUUCGCCUAUGGGGAUGAGUCGCUGCGCGGGGUCCGGACGUGGCAACUACCUUCGUUUGCGAUUCAUGCUGAUCUUUGCUCACACUGGCAGCCGAUCCUUGAUUUAAGGUAUGCAGAAAGUCCAGGUGGAGGGAGGUACCUUGGGUGCUUAAGCAAGGGAAAGUUGCAGGUCUUCAGAAUUAGCUAGCAUGCUAGCCUUAAGCUUUUGGUAGCUCGCCUAACAUAGGAUUAGCCUGUACAGAAAGAAAGAAGAAACAAAGUCUUUUGCCGUGUACAGUAGUGACACUGAAAGGAUGAAUAGUUGUGCAGAUUGUGUUGUUUUACGCUUGCAUCUAUCGUUGCAGCAGCGGCAGCUAUCAUUAUUAUUUCUUCUUGGGUUGGAGAGUCCAUAUUGAGCUGAUGCUUAACGGUUCAGUUGUGAUCCCCAAAUUUCAUUGGUUGAGGAGAUGAAACAUUCAGAUUUCA
Panicum virgatum (switchgrass) is the source of this 2219-nucleotide messenger RNA. Its product is annotated as E3 ubiquitin-protein ligase RFWD3-like. The coding region runs from base 16 to 1941 and encodes 641 amino acids. The record is from RefSeq and is a predicted model, not a curated record. Gene Ontology annotation, molecular function: ubiquitin protein ligase activity; protein binding. Gene Ontology annotation, cellular component: nucleus. The transcript is spliced from 13 exons. NCBI's taxonomy places the organism in Eukaryota, Viridiplantae, Streptophyta, Magnoliopsida, Poales, Poaceae. Gene Ontology annotation, biological process: protein ubiquitination; interstrand cross-link repair.